Pistacia vera is the source of this 2772-nucleotide messenger RNA. Its product is annotated as F-box protein At-B-like. Bases 556 to 2343 code for a protein of 595 amino acids. The transcript has 4 exons. NCBI's taxonomy places the organism in Eukaryota, Viridiplantae, Streptophyta, Magnoliopsida, Sapindales, Anacardiaceae. Gene Ontology annotation, biological process: SCF-dependent proteasomal ubiquitin-dependent protein catabolic process. Gene Ontology annotation, cellular component: SCF ubiquitin ligase complex. The record is from RefSeq and is a predicted model, not a curated record.
AAAUUACUCAAGAGUGCUGGCAAUUUAACCACCAUUGUUGAUCACUAGCGUCAGAACAAUGCACGAACAAUCGGAUUUGGUUGAUUGUGCACAAAUCUGAUUGUAUUCGACAUAAUCUUUGGCUAGAAACAACUAGAUCACUAUAGAUCUGGUAAAAAAUGGUUGGAGGUCAAAUCUAUUUUGGUUGUUUUCAACAAGAUCUACGGCUUUGGCCAGACGGCCGUCUGGGUAUCUACAUGUUUCAGCUUCGCUGAUGCAACGCCCUGGAUUAUUUUGUAUCUCUCAUCAUCCUCCAUUUCAAACGGUUUUUGUUUAGUUCAUGAUUAACAUUGGAUCUCAUAUAAAUACAUGUUAAUUGCCAAAUACCCCAUAAUUAACUGCAUGUGCAUACAUCAUAAGACCAAUUUUUUUUUCCAUGUAAUGACAAGACUAUCAGUAAAAUUUAGAUUGUAAAUUACUUUUCAGUCUCUAAUAUAUAACUUAGUAUGUUGAACCGACAAAGAGGCAUAAAAAGUCGAACCAAAUAAAUAUAAAGCAGAAUAUCAGAAGAAGAAGAUGGAGAGGGUGCCGAGCACGGUGUUGAAUGAAGAGAUACUUCGGAGGCUGGAUUUGCAGACUUUAUCCUCGCUUGCUUGUCUCAAUAGAUCCUUUCGCUUAUUGGUUUACUCUCAAGCUCUUCCUUCUCUGACUUCUCUCCAUUUCUCUACCAUGUCUCCUGAUGGGCAGACUCUGGAAAUAAUUCUGGGUCGUUGUAAAGGUCUAAACUCUCUUACUCUCAACUGCCUCCGUCUCCAAGACCACCCACUCUCUGCUUUCCUUUGUCCAACUAUCCAAGAAUUGAAUUUGUGGUGCUGCUCCUCUUUGUCAUACCAGUUUCUUACUUACAUUGCCCAUCGCUGUCCUAAUCUUAGGUUGCUUAUAUUAGAAUUGGCAGACAAGAACUUACCUGAUGUAUUCAGAAGUAAACUUGCCUUGAUGCUUAAGCGGUGCUUGUACUUGGAAUCUCUGUCAUUGAAAAUUCGAGGGCCUGCAGUUGAUGCAAAUUCUUUUGGGUCCAUAGAAUUUUUGCUUCCCAGUACUGUCAAAAUGCUAAAGUUGCAGCCAGUGCUUGAGCAAGACGCAAUCCGAAUCAUAAGGACAGUUGGUAGAAACCUUAUGGAAACAGAAAUUCUAAGCAUCCCUACCUCUCCUUUUUGCAAACUGCAGAGCUUGUCACUGGUUUUAGAUAUAAUAACUGAUCAACUACUUUUAACUAUCACCAACUCUGUUCCUCUUUUGGUAGAGUUGGAUCUUGAAGACAGACCAAACAAGGAACCAAUGCCAGACUAUGACUUGACCAACAAUGGGCUUCAAUCCCUAUGUUUUUGUCAACAUUUGACAGCCCUCUCUCUUGUACGAAGUAGACUUAGACACCAAGGAGCAUUCAAAAGAGUAAAUGAUAUGGGCAUGUUUCUUCUAUCUGAGGGUUGCAAAGGCCUGGAAGCAGUGAAACUUUGUGGAUUCUCCAAGGUUAGUGAUGCUGGCUUUGCUGCAAUUUUACAUGCCUGCCAAAACUUAAAAAAAUUUGAAGUCCGAAAUGCCUUGUUUCUGUCAGACUUGGCCUUUCAUGAUCUCGCUGACAUUCCAUGUGCCCUUGUUGAGGUGAGACUGUUGUCAUGCCAGCUAAUAACUAGUGAAACUGUUAAGAAAGUAGCCUCUUCUAAGAGCCUAGAGGUUCUUGACCUGGGCGGUUGCAAGAGCAUAGCCGAUUCAUGCCUCAGCUCUAUUUCAUGUCUCAAUAAUUUAACGGAAUUGAAUCUCACAGGAGCUGAUGUUACUGAUUCUGGUUUAUCUGUUCUUGGUCAAGGAAGUAUGCCCAUAAGAAAUUUGUGUCUUAGAGGCUGUAAGAGGGUAACUGACAAAGGAAUUUCUCGUUUGCUGUGUGGAGGGGCAAUUGGCCAAUUGUUGACAGCCCUGGAUUUGGGUUACAUGGCCGGUAUAUCAGAUAAAACCAUUUUGACAGUAGCUGCUGCUUGUGUAGGGAUUAUUUCUUUGUGUAUUAGGUCUUGCUUUUAUGUGACUGAUUCUUCAAUGGAAGUAUUAGCUAGAAAGAGAACAUUUCAAGAUGGGAGUAAACAACUGAGGAGGCUUGAUGUGUGUAACUGCAUUUGUUUGUCUGCUGAUUCAUUGAGAUGGUUUAAGAGGCCUUUGUUUCAAGGAUUACAUUGGCUUGGUAUUGGGCAAACUUGUCUGGCUAGCCAAGGAGAUGUUACCGAAAUAUAUGAGGAGCGACCAUGGCUGACUUUGUGCUUGGAUGGCUGUGAAAUGGGAUGUCAAGAUGGAUGGCAUUUCCACAGACCUUAAAAAUCAUCCAUCUUGAUUCUUGACAAGCUUGCUUCCUUCACAUUUGUGUUAACAGGUUCAGAAGAUCCUCUUGAAAGCCUGCAAAGAGCUGGAGACUGGAGUUUUGAUUUCACAACUUCCAGACACAUUUCCGUGACUAACCAAUGAGAGAGGCGAAAGUACCGCGGGUUUGAAUCAGUAUACUUUAUUAGGCCUAGUAUUAAAUAUUUAUUAGGACCAUGUCCGACUGGUUGGAGUUUGAGAACCAACGUUCUUGUCACUUGUUGCUGUAAAAUCAAUAAUGUCCGCAGAAACACUCGUUUUUGGGGGUGAAACUGUACAGCAUUAUUCAUGUACUUGGUGGUAACUAGGGCUACACCCCAAAAUCAUUUGGUGACAUUCACACCAGUAACAAACCUUAAUUGAUUAGCAAGUAUCAAUAUUGCUCUC